AUCGCAAACAGUAUAUCACACACACUGUAUAUAAUGGCGAAUAGCGAGUUCGAAUAUGUGCGCAAAUUUGAAGAGUGGGAUGCGCUUGCGCCGAGUAAUUGGAUUGUUGUGAGGAUUGAUGGGAGGGGUUUUAGCAAAUUUUCCAAACGCCAAAACUUCGCCAAACCAAACGAUCGCCGAGCAAUCGAUCUCAUGAACGCAGCCGCCAUCGAAGUAGUAAAACAAUUCACCGAUAUCGUCAUCGCAUACGGUCAAUCCGACGAAUACAGUUUUGUGCUCCACGAAGACUGCCAAUUAUUCGAGCGACGAGCAGCAAAACUCGCAACGAGUAUCUCAACGGCGUUUUCGGUAGAGUAUUGCAUGCAAUGGGAUGCGUAUUUUCCGGGUCAGGUCCUGGAUAGACCGUAUCCUACUUUUGAUGGGAGGUGUGUGUUGUAUCCUAAGAAGAGGAUAUUGAGGGAUUAUUUGAGCUGGAGGCAGGCUGAUUGUCAUGUCAACAACCUUUAUAACACUACGUUCUGGAAUAUGGUCAAGGGAAAUCCUGCUACACACACUUCGCCGAUGACGCCAACCGAUGCUGAAUUGGCACUGAAGGGCACUUUCUCGGCAGACAAAAAUGAGAUUCUGUUCAAGAGGUUCAACAUCAACUACAACGCAGAAGACGAGAUCUGGAAGAAAGGUAGUGUUGUAUACAGGAAGUUCGAAGACAAGCAGACAGACACGACGGCAGCACAGCAAUUCAUCAAGCCAACAGACGACCAGGCACGAAAGAAGCCACAAUCUAGAACACAGAUGGAGAAGGAAAAGAAGAGGAAACAAAAGGCUAGAGUCGUUGUUGAGCAUGUUGAUAUCAUCAAAGAUAAAUUCUGGCUGGAGAACCCAUGGAUCUUGGAUUAGUUGGAGAAUGAAUAGAAAAGAGCCAAGCGAAGCGAAGGAAGUGAAGCUCAAGUCACUAAAGACCUCGUGCAAUACCACAGCACCGUUCCCGCCUGGGGUGUCGGAAAAUCAGUCUUUACGGACCCUAUCCAAUCAUCGGCCAAAGCAUCCGCUGUCAACUAAUUCAGCACCAUUCAUCCAUGCCUCCUCAAAGGCAGUCCACCAGUCUCGGCCUCUCGAGCCCAUCUGACGAGCCUUACUUCUCCUCUCGACACAACAGCUGCAUCCUUCGCAAGAAGAUCCGCCCCGUAGUUUAGAACUCUAGGCACCUUCUUCCACAGAACUUGCACACCACAAGCUGCCAACUUCUCAACCUCAUCAACGAAAUUGCGAAUAAGCUUCGACUUCACAA
Aureobasidium subglaciale EXF-2481 is the source of this 1288-nucleotide messenger RNA. RefSeq lists its product as uncharacterized. Lineage: Eukaryota; Fungi; Ascomycota; Dothideomycetes; Dothideales; Saccotheciaceae. Bases 34 to 897 code for a protein of 287 amino acids. Gene Ontology annotation, molecular function: magnesium ion binding; tRNA guanylyltransferase activity. Gene Ontology annotation, biological process: tRNA modification. The transcript is spliced from 6 exons. The record is from RefSeq and is a predicted model, not a curated record.